Molecule: messenger RNA, 1577 nt
Organism: Salvia miltiorrhiza (redroot sage)
Lineage: Eukaryota; Viridiplantae; Streptophyta; Magnoliopsida; Lamiales; Lamiaceae
Product: histone-lysine N-methyltransferase ASHR2
Exons: 2
Coding region: 247-1371 (374 amino acids)
Molecular function (GO): protein binding
Source: RefSeq, a predicted model, not a curated record
AAUUCCACAUAAAAAAAUUAUCACUUGUGACGUGACUCCAAAUUGGUCUGUUGUAGUAAUUUCGAUUUAGGCUUUCCAAUAAAAAGGAAGAAAGAAAAAGAAAAGCCCAAUUAAGGUUCCUCGCCGCCGUCAUCGUCAUCACCGGGAAAUCUCCCUCCCAGUGAGCUGGUUCUUCUUCUUCUUCUUCUUCGUUAAAACUCAGUUCUUUACUAGCAUCUUUUUCUUCCGGAAAAAACCUUCAGCAAAAUGUCUGACUGUAAUUCUCCUAUUAAAAUGGUACAAGUAGAAAACAGAGGAAGAGCAUUAGUCUCCACCAAGCCGCUCAAGGCCGGAGAUAUACUCCUCAAAGACUCCCCUAUUCUCCUCUACUCCGCCGUCCCCUCCUCCUCCCCCGCCGCCAAUUACUGCUCCCACUGUUUCAGAACAAUCGCACCCCUCUCUGCAACAACCCUCUCUUGCCCCAAUUGCUCCACCGCCUCACCUUUCUGCUCUCCACAAUGCCAAUCCGCCGCUCUCUCCACUUCCCACACCCCAUUCGUUUGCCAAGCCUUACGCCGCCUCGGAGCCGCCGACUCUCCGCUCCUCCACCACGACCACCUCCUGCAAGCUCGGUUCCUCGUCGCCGCGUACAAUCUCGCAAUUGCGUCGCCUCCCCAAUUUCAAACCCUCCUUUCACUUGAAGGCGACGCCUCCGUAGACGAUGCAUCCAAUUUCUUGCAUUCCGUGAUUUCAUCGAUUUGCCAGCUGCCGAAUGCCGGAGGGGUAGGGUUUUCAGUCGAGCUGACGGCGGCGCUGCUAGCCAAAGACAAACUCAAUGCUUUUGGGCUGAUGGAGCCAUUCGAUCAAGAUAAAGAAAGGUCGGUUAGGGCGUACGGGAUUUACCCAACGGCGUCGUUUUUCAACCACGAUUGCCUCCCGAACGCGUGCAGGUUCGAUUACGUCGAUUCGGCCUCCGACAUUAGCAAUACUGAUAUUAUAAUUAGAGUUAUCCAUGAUCUGCCUGCAGGCAGGGAGAUUUGCCUGAGCUAUUUCCCUGUCAAUUUCAAGUAUUCGGAGAGGCAGCAGAGGUUGAAGGAGGGUUAUGGCUUCGUAUGCGAUUGUGAUCGCUGCAAAGUGGAGGCGAAUUGGUCUGAUAAUGAGGAAGAAGGGGAGGGUGGAGAUGAUGAUGAUGAUAUGGAUGAGGAUGGUGAUUUGGAUUGUGGCAUGGAUAAAGAAGAUGUUGAUGGUGAUGGUGCUUUCCCUCACGCCUACUUCUUCGUGAGAUACAUGUGCAGUAGAGACAAUUGUGGAGGUACAUUGGCCCCUUUACCUCACCAGUCUACAGUCAUGGAGUGUAAUGUUUGCGGCAGCUUCAGCAAAUGUGAAGACUGAAGCAUCAGUUUACAAUAAGCAAUCUCAGUUAGAGGCGUAAAACUGGUCGAUUCAAUUCUCGACACUUGCAAGUAUCCAACACGAGAUUGUUCCCAUCUCACAAAUCAAAUUUUGUUUACUGGAAAAAUCUGUGUAAAACUUGUCAAUGUCGACAGUAAUACUUCUUUGUCAAGUGUUACUUUUGUAUUAAAAUUAUUAUUUACUUU